UAAUUUUAGAAUAUAUUUAAAAAAUUUGAAUGGUAGCAAAAGGUAAAUAAUCAAAAGGAGCCCCUAUAAUUCCAUGGCACACUACAACCAAGUACUGACGGGAAAAGUCAAGAGGGAAGUACUUUCUUGGUAGCUGCAGUGUCCAAAUCACUUGCUCCCAGCUCCUUGUUUAUAAUGUAUAGUUCAUCCUCAUCUUCCACUCCUCAAUCCCUAAAACAUCUACUUCAAGAGCUUCUUUGAUUGCAGUAUUUUCUCUAGUUAAAUUUGAGAUUAAUUAUUUUGGAGCAGCUCCCUCUUCAAUCUCCUUUUUGGAUCUGUGGUUCAAUUCAGAGGAAGUGCCUAUGGCGGAGGCUGUGCUAAGCUCAUUACUCUUGAAUAUCGGUGCUGCCUUAGCUAGUGAAGCAACUAAAUCAGUAACAUCUCUAUUACUAACACGGAUAUCAGCAAUGAAAGAACUCAUGGAGGAUAUAAGUGACAUUAAGGGUGAGCUUGAGAGCAUGCUAUCCUUCCUACGGAUCGCAGAAAGAUUAAAACAGAAGGAUGAGAGCACAAAAACCUUCAUAAAACAAACAAGAGACUUGGCUUUCAACAUUGAGGAUAUUAUAGAUGAGUUCACAUACAAGCUCAAUGAAGAGCAAGGAGGGGUUCUGCCUAAAACAGCCAAGAGGUGCAGAAAUAUAACAACUUGGCCUCGCCUUAGAAAGAGGCUUAAUGAGAUCAAAAUUAAGCUCCGAAACAUUAAGGAAAGAAGGGAGCGAUAUGAUACGAGCAGAAUAGAAAAUGAAGCAAGACCUUUAAUAACUGCUGACGGUAGCAAGAGCCCUGUAGAAUUAGCACAUUUCGUUGAGGGGAUUGAUAUUGUGGGUAUUGACAAGUACAGGGACUUGUUGCUCGGAUGGUUAAAAAUUGAGGAUGAGCAGCAACGGCAGCACGUGAUAAUCUCAGUGUUCGGGAUGGGUGGUCUAGGGAAGACAACUCUCGUGACCUAUGUGUACAAUAUCAUCAAAGCUUCCUUUGAUACUUGUGCCUGGGUUGCUGUAUCUCAAAGUUAUGAGACUCGUGAUUUGCUUAGACAGAUCUUAAAAGAGUUUUGUAGGGAAGAUAGUGAAAAAAGAGAAGUACCUAACAACAUUGAUACCAUGGAUUAUAGAAGCUUGGUUGAGACUAUCCGCACUUACUUGCAGUGUAAAAAGUAUGUACUCAUUCUGGAUGAUGUUUGGAGUACUGAUGUACUGGACAAUAUAAAGAAUGCACUUCUGAAUAGUAAUUGCAAGAGUAGAAUAGUUCUCACAACAAGGAAUCAUGAAGUAGCACUAUUGGCUAACGAGCACCGUAUAUUUGAGCUAAAGCCACUAGAGGUGGAUCAUUCGUGGUAUCUAUUUUGUAAAAACGCAUUUUGGAAAUGUGCAAACAAGAUUUGCCCACCGCCUUUAGAACAAUGUGCUAAAAAAAUCGUCGAGAAGUGCAGUGGCUUGCCCCUUGCUAUCGUAUCUAUAGCCCGUCUCUUAUCAUUUCGAGAACAAACCGGUUCUGAAUGGGAGAAGGUUUACAAAGAUCUUGAGUGGUAUCUAACUAACAACGAAUCAAAACUCCAUGAAAAAGUACAUGACAUUUUGAAACUUAGUUUGGAGGAUCUUCCCCAUUACCUUCGAAAUUGCUUCUUAUAUUGUUCUUGUUUUCCCGAAGAUUAUCAAAUUGAAAGUGACAGGCUCAUAAAGCUUUGGGUGGCUGAAGGGUUCAUUGAAGAAAGAGAGAGAACGAUGGAGGAAGUGGCCGAGGACUACCUUAACGAACUUGUUAAUCGGUGUCUACUACAAGUGGCAUAUAGGGAUGAAGUCGGUAGAGUUUGUGCAUGUCGAAUGCAUGACAUCAUUCGAGUCCUCGCUCUUUUCGAGUCAAAGGAGUUAAGUUUCUGCAUAGUUUAUGAGCAUUCAAGGACAAUAUUGCAAAGAUACAAAGCACGCCGCUUGUCAAUCCUAAGCAGUAUAACUAAUUAUUGUACUGAAGACAAAUCUCAUUUGCGUUCAGUACUUGUUUUCAACAAUUCCAUGAGCUAUGAAUUACUGAAGUCGGUCUUAAGAUCAUCAAAAUUUUUACGUGUCUUGGAACUACAAGGAGCGCCAAUUGAGAAACUACCGAGUGAGAUCUGUAACCUAUUCAACCUGCAUUAUCUUGGCUUGAGAGCAACAAAAAUUAAGGAACUUCCAAGAUCAAUCGGGAAGCUACAAAAUCUGCAAAUAUUAGAUACACGUGAAAGUGAAAUACAAAAGCUGCCAAAGGAAAUAACAGAGCUCCAAAAGUUGAAACACCUAGUUUUAUCAGAAUAUAUUGGUCGGAGCAUCGAGGGACCCUUGGGAAUAAGGCGCCUGAAGGGCUUGCAGACUUUAAUAUGUAUUAAAGCAACUACGGAGAAAAAGCUGUCGACAAGCCCCACAGCAGACAACGCAGGGUUCUCAAUUGUGCGGAAUGUAGAAGCUUUGACUGCGUUGCGGACAUUUGGGAUAACCGAUGUAAGAACCCAUCACAAUAUAGACUUGUGGAACAGUAUCACAAAGAUGAACCAUCUUAGCUAUUUAUUUGUCGAAAGUGAACGUGGGCAAGAAUUACAGCAGUUGGGCACUCUACACCUACCUCUACCAAUUCAAGAAUUACAUCUAAUGGGUAAAUUAGACAAAACCUCACUCCUUAAGCUUGCCGCGUCCUUUGGGUCUCUAACAAACCUAACUAGAUUAACACUCUCAGCGGCAAAAUUGGAUGAAGAUACAUUUCCUUACCUGCAAGCGCUGCCCGUGUUGAUGCUUCUUAAGCUUUUUGGUGCAUAUGAUGGCACAAAGUUGCACUUCCAAGCAACAUCAUUUCCGAAGCUAAAGGAAUUGUUAAUAUCAGAUGCCCCAAAUCUCAGUCAGAUCAAAAUAGAAAGAGGAGCAAUGCAAAGCCUGAAUAAGCUAUCCCUAUUCCGUUGCCUAGAGCUAAAGGCGCUGCCCUACGGCAUCGAGUACCUUACUACGCUUCAGGAUUUACGCAUUACCCAUCUGGCAGAGGAACUUGUUGAGAGGCUUCUAGGAGGAGGAGAAGGCGACUGCUGCACAAGGGUUCGCCACAUCUCGAAUUUUACUCUUGAGACGGCAAGUAUGUCAAAGAAACACUACAAAAUAAUUAGGUUUCAGUGAUUCCACAUCAUGUAGGUGAAUUUGGGCGCCUUUUGCAAAGCACUGACCGAGCUUGAUGCUUUCAUAUUUUCCGCCUUAGAUCUUCUAAAUAAUUCGUGCUUGAGAAAAAUUGAAAAGGCUGAAUAACAGAAAACCUCCUUAUCAAUACCUGCUUUUUCACUUUUUUCGUCUGUCAUUUAAAAAUCUACACUUUGCCCUCUUGAAAAAUGAGAAAUGUUCACUUUGGCUCCUCGCCGUCAGUAUUCCGUUAGGGUUUCGUUUAUAUUCUAUUAUUAUAUAUUUUUUAUACCUAAAAUAUCCUCUCCUCCCUAUCGUCUCCUUCCUCGCCGCCCACGCCGCCUCGCCCUACACCACCGCCUCGCCGUCCUUCGCCGCCUCGCCCUUGCCCACCCCUUUAUCCGCGCCAACACACAUGCUCUUGGGCUCCUUCGCUGUCUCGCCCUCGCCCUCGCACACCUCUCCGUCCAUGCCCAUCCCGAUCUCUUCCCUAUCGUCGCCGAAAUGGAGGAGCGACGUGAGUGCAGGAAGAGCGGGGGAGCAGGUGGAGGAAAAUGGAGUCGGAGCUACGGUUGAGCGAGGCGCGAAGAACGAAAGAGGAAGGGCGACGGCUGAGCAAGGUUGGGGGAGAAGACGAAGAUGGUGAGGGG
Ananas comosus (pineapple) is the source of this 3817-nucleotide messenger RNA. RefSeq names its product disease resistance protein RPM1-like. Gene Ontology annotation, molecular function: ADP binding. NCBI's taxonomy places the organism in Eukaryota, Viridiplantae, Streptophyta, Magnoliopsida, Poales, Bromeliaceae. Gene Ontology annotation, biological process: defense response to other organism. The transcript is spliced from 3 exons. Bases 342 to 3170 code for a protein of 942 amino acids. The record is from RefSeq and is a predicted model, not a curated record.